Chaetomium globosum CBS 148.51 is the source of this 1275-nucleotide messenger RNA. RefSeq lists its product as uncharacterized. Gene Ontology annotation, biological process: cellular response to nitrosative stress; nitric oxide catabolic process. Bases 1 to 1275 code for a protein of 424 amino acids. Lineage: Eukaryota; Fungi; Ascomycota; Sordariomycetes; Sordariales; Chaetomiaceae. The transcript has a single exon. The record is from RefSeq and is a predicted model, not a curated record. Gene Ontology annotation, molecular function: oxygen binding; heme binding; FAD binding. Gene Ontology annotation, cellular component: intracellular anatomical structure.
AUGGCCGCUGUCACCGAAAGCCAGAUCGCCAUCGUCAAGGCGACGGCCCCUGUGCUCCAAGAGCACGGCGUCACCAUCACCACCGUCUUCUAUGAGAACCUGCUCCGGGAAAACCCGGACCUCCACAAUGUCUUUAGCAGCACUAGCCAGGUGACCGGCCGGCAACCGCGGGCCCUCGCCAGCGCCGUGCUGGGGUAUGCCACAUACAUUGACGACCUCCCCAAGCUGAAGCAUGCCGUCGAGCGCAUCGCCCACAAGCACGUCUCGCUGCAGGUGACCCCCGCGCAGUACGACGUGGUCGGCAAGUACCUGAUUCAGGCCAUCGGGCAGGUCCUCGGCGAUGCCGCCACACCCGAGAUCGUCGAUGCCUGGGUCGCCGCAUACGGUGUGCUUGCUGGUGUGUUCAUCAAUCGCGAGGGCGAGAUGUACAAGGCCAACGCGGCCGAGAACUGGGUCGGGUGGCGCAAGUUCCGCAUCACGCGCAAGGUUCCAGAGAGCAACUCCAUCACGAGCUUCUACCUCACCCCCGUCGACGCCGCCAUCCCGCUGCCCACCUUCUUCCCGGGCCAGUACGUUAGCCUGCAGGUCUUCGUCCCGGAGCUGGGCUACCUCCAGAGCCGGCAGUACUCUUUGAGUGAGGGCCCCAACCCCAAGGGCGAGUACUACCGCAUCAGCGUCAAGAAGGAGGAGGCCAUCGCCGAGACCGGCGUCCCCGGCAUCAUAUCCAACAUGCUGCACGCCAAGUACGCCGUCGGCGACGAGGUCGAGCUCUCGCACCCGCAGGGCGAGUUCUACGUCGACCCGUCCGACACCACCAAGGAGGGCGUGCCCGCGGUGCUGAUCUCGGCGGGCGUUGGCGCCACGCCGCUCAAAUCUAUCCUUGACAGCCUCACCACUAGCGCCGGGCGCCCGCGGCCGGCGGUCAAGCGGCCCGUGUCGUGGAUCCACUCGGCGCGGUCGAGCGCGGCGCAGCCGUUCGGCGACGCGGUGCGGCAGAUCUGCCGCGAGAACGAGAGCGUCUCGGCCAACGUGUUCCUGCGCAACCUGGACCCGGCCGACAAGGCCGGCGUGCACUACGAGUUCGGCGACAUGCGCCUCGACCUCGCCAAGCUGGACCACGACCGCGACUUGUUCGUCGGGAACCCGGCUGCCGAGUACUUCAUUUGCGGCCCGGAGCCCUUCAUGAUCGAUGUGCGUUCGGCGUUGGCCGCCUUGGGCGUCGAUCGGAGCCGCAUCUUCCUCGAGUUGUUCGCUACUGGGGAUGUUCCUGCGUGA